Messenger RNA from Phaeodactylum tricornutum CCAP 1055/1, 1004 nucleotides. RefSeq lists its product with no specific name. The record is from RefSeq and is a predicted model, not a curated record. NCBI's taxonomy places the organism in Eukaryota, Bacillariophyta, Bacillariophyceae, Surirellales, Neidiaceae. The transcript has a single exon. The coding region runs from base 168 to 695 and encodes 175 amino acids.
GUAACGUCCAUAGGUACGUGUCAACUCGGUCGUCUUGGGCGCCCCGUUUUAUUUUUCCCAUCCGUUCCUUUUUUCGUUUCGGAUGGGGCUCAAAACGCGCAGGCGCUGCUAAGAAACAAAAAGAGACUCUAUUUUCCCACACUCCAGUACAUAAACUGAUCUAGACCAUGAACUUACCCAGCCAUCUCCAGGAUCUUAUCCGUAACGGAGCACACAUUGAAAUCAUUGUCGAUAAUGCGAAACCUCAGGGAGUCAAGAGAAGGAGGGGGAGCAACCCUUCAUUGUCUCCGCGCAGUCUUACAAAACACGAGAAGGCGGAACUCCGUUGGGAUGCCAUCCCACAGACCGCUCCAAUGAAAAUACCGGGGCGUGGUUGGCAGACGUGCUCCCCAACUCCGAGCUACAAAACAAGUCUGACCCAUUGUCAAUCCAUGAGACAAACCACGGCUGCAUCCGCCAAGCACUUGCAAGCACUAAUGAAUAUAUCUGCUUUGCCGCUGAAGGUACCACAAAGACGAAGCAGCUUGGAAGAUAUGGACAGCAAGAUUUCUACGGCAGAUAUGAUCGCCAAGGUGCUGGAAGAAAUCGACUUCAAUGCCGAUGAGUUCCAAUCAGAUUUCGAAGACGAGAGUGACGACGAAUUCUGCCAGUGCGCUCCUGAGCAAGGAUCGGCCAGAACCGCACGAAUUGGUUGACGGUGCCGUUUCUAGAUAGAAUUCUCCUACCCCUCACUUCCAUGCGAUUGUUUCAAUGAUGAUUCAGCAAAGAUGUUUCUGCUCUCGGAUUGGUCUACAUUGCCGGCAUCUAUCGAGCAUCACGAUGCGGUUCGCAAACAUAGCCCAAGGAAUCUUGAUUGCGGGCUUGGGACGCCAUGUCAGUCCUAUCAACAAAGAGUAUUUAGAGGGCACCCGUUCCUUGUCUUGUCGAGUUUUUAACGGUCUCAGUAUUCUUGAAGAUAGAAAGUCUCCGAGCUAAGUAUUCCAAUAUAUUAGGACAGGCACAAA